This is a messenger RNA of Lepisosteus oculatus (spotted gar), 1743 nucleotides long. It is a transcript of the gene ostm1, whose product is annotated as osteoclastogenesis associated transmembrane protein 1. Gene Ontology annotation, cellular component: cytosol. The record is from RefSeq and is a predicted model, not a curated record. NCBI's taxonomy places the organism in Eukaryota, Metazoa, Chordata, Actinopteri, Semionotiformes, Lepisosteidae.
GUCACAUGACCAUGCCGGAAAACAGGAAGUAAGACGUUGAGCCGUGAGUGCGGGGCUGCCGCUGCUUUUCUAAAAAAAACAUGAUUUCAUCCAUAGUUAUUGGGUGUGCAGUAGGUUUGAUCUUGUUAGAAGGGGGUCAGGCUAGUUCUUUUGGAAUAAACGCAACGGUGAUGGAUGUACAGUGGAGCAGAGACGAUGUUUUCCGGAGAAUGUCUGGUAUGGAAGAGAGUUCCUUGUUUACCUCGCUAUCUCCCGUACUCGGAUUCCACUACUUGCUCGGUCUGUCCUCGUCUUUCCCCGACGACCUGGAGGUCAACCAGCAGUGUCGGGAACUUCUUCACAUCUUCGCCCAGAGAUGUAUCUCCUACGUGGAUUGCCUCCUGCAGUUUGCUCGACCUGUCAGGAUCUGCCAGAACUGUUACAGCGAGAUUGAGAGCCUGAAUAAUACUUAUACAAAUAUCUCAAAGGAGAAUACAGGGAAUGUGAGCUGUAGAAACGUCUUGCUAAGGUCUGACAGACUGCAGCUGGUUUCUGUGCUCCAUCGCGAUAUGAAUGUCAUCUGGGACACGGCGGACUGUGAAAAAUGCUUGACUUUUCCUCUUGGCAGCUUCUCGAAUGAUAGCCUAUACUUCAUGGCAUCUCUGAAUCAAACGCUUAGCUGUUUUGACAAAUAUGAGCAGCAAGGGAACCAGUCUGUAGUCUGCAAGGAAUGCAAAACAACCUACAGAGGCCUGAAUGACCUCUACAAUAGGAUGGAGAAGAAUCAAACUGUUUGCUUUGAUAUUGAAGACGCGAUGAAUAUAACCCGCAGACUGUGGAGCAAGAAUUUCAAUUGUUCGUUCCCCCGGGAAGAGAUCGUCCCCGUCAUCGCCGUGUCCAGCUUCAUGCUCUUUCUGCCCAUCAUCUUCUACUUGAGCAGCUUCCUGCACUCCGAACAAAAGAAGCGCAGGCUCAUACUCCCGAAGCGUGCGAAAUCAAGCACCAGCGUGAUGAACAUUCAAGACAGACACAGCUGAGUGCCCAACGCAGCAGACCUGUGGCAAAGCUGGGAAGAAAACAGUGGAGAUGCUUGGCUUUUCAGGAGCCCAAGAUAAUGGAGUAUAGUAUGGUGAAUAACGCUGCCAACAGGGGUGAACGGACCUCAGUGUUAAUAAGACUGUCUUUGUUUUUGUUUGUUUCUGCUUUUCUUUUUUGGUUGUAGAGAGAGGGCAAGGUGUAUGACAGGGCCAAGCAUGAAGUUGCUGGAGCCCUAAUGUUGUUGUUAGGAUUGUUAUAAUUCUGCCAGGGCUUCAGAAGAAAUUCAUAAAAUAUACUCUUUUUCAUUACAAAUUCAUGAAACUUCACAGGAUUGUAGAGGCCUAUGGUAAGAUGUUGGAGUGGAAACGAGGCUGAGUUGUCGUAUGACUUCUUGGCCAUUUUGGGGAUUUUUGAUAUAAAUUAAGAACUUUUUUGAAAAACAUCUCAGAAACCAGUAAUGGUAGAGAUCUAAUGUCUGAGGUCUAGACUUGCUGUGGUCACAUCGAUUGGUCACAUGGGUUUUCUGCCAUAUUGGAUUUGUCAAAAACCAUUCAAAUAAUCUUUACUGUUAACACAGGUUGCUAUAGUAACGAAAACAGCUGCCAUGCAUCACUUAAAUACUAGAUAUGCUUAAUAUCCAAGUUACCAAAUAAGUAAUAAUUAUUCCUUAUGUAUAUUGCUUUGGAUCCCACAGUGUCCCACAGCAGUUUACAUAUAAGAGAAAAC